CAGGUCCUACUUGUCAUUCAGAUAUCCCAGGAAUUUAACACAAGGAACCUGCUAGCGCGACACAACAAGCACCUUUUGAGUUAGAAACACGGCUUCCAAACAGAGGAGCUGCCGUAACAUUUGCUGGUUAUUGAAACAGGGGAGGUUCUGGAAAAAGCAGAAGCUACAGACUGCGGAGCAGCAUGCAGAUGUGAAGCCAGACAUCAGAGGCUCUGAUCAUCAGCUCGGUUCUGGACAGGUGACAUCUUCAUCCUUUUUUUAACGUCCAUAUAAAUGCUUGUACAUGAGGAGAGGAGAGAAACCCGAAGGACACAGGCAGAUGAGACCCAAAACUUUCCCCACCAGCAACUACAGCGGUAACAGCCAGCAGAUGCUGCAGGAAAUCCGGAACAGCCUGCGGAAUUUGUCCAAACCCUCCGACCCUCCUAAAGCGGAGCCUGUAGGACAAGCAAAUAUGCUCCCAGAGGACCCCAGGCAUCAGGGGCGCACCAGCAACCCAAAACACUCCUACCAUAAGGCAUUACAGGAGAUCCGCAAGACCCUGGCGCCUUUUGAAGUGAAUGUUUCAUCUAGUAGUGAUUCUACCACUUCAGGCUCUGAUUUUAAGCAAAUAUCGCUGGAACCAAGUGCUGGGUUUGAGGAGCCCAGCAGCAGCAGCCGCCGCGUUGCCUCAGACCAAAUGGUUAAGAUGAAUUACCAGGACUCCAGGGAGCAGAAGGCUGCGGCUAACAACUCUACAGGCCUAAAAGCACCAGGACCUUCUCACAAGCAGCAGGCUGUGCUGAGGAAGCUAAGUUGGAAGGGAUCGAAGGAGUCUCUGGCUCCUCGAUUGGGUCCUCUCAAGGUAGAAGGAAUAAUGUACCGUUCGGACAGCCCUGGACCACCUCCCGUUUACCCACAGGGCCCCUCUGCCAACAGCCAGAGAGUAAACCCUCCACUGCAUCCUCAGAUGCGCAGUGUCACACCUCCACCAAACCGUGGCGGCAUGCCGCCAACAUCCUCUCGGGAAAACAAUCCAUCCAAGCGCUACUCUGGGAACAUGGAGUACGUUGCUCAGCGGAUUUCUCCAGUUCCGCAGCCCGGCUGGCCUGAUGGUUAUCAGAAUCCGUCCCCCCAGAACCAGCGUGGGAUUAGCGCUUCAGGCCACCAGCCCAUCAUCAUGCAAAGCUCUGGUGGAAACAAGUUCACCUUCCCUUCCACUUGGACUCAGAAUGGUCCCACUCAGCCAGAGUACAUACAGGGCGGCAGCAGACAACUGCCUCCCCCUUACCCUGUAAACAGCCGACAUAGCCCAACGGAGCAGGAGCAGGCUGCGGGACCCACAUCCUCUCCCUCUUAUCUAAAUGGUGGAAACAUCCCUUCGUCAAUGUUGGUUUCAGACCGAAACAGUCACAACCUCGAUAUGUACAACCUGGGUCCUCCACAGCUGUGGUCCCAGGCCCCUCUGGCCUCCAAUCAGCCACAGUCUGCAUCCGGUAACAGUAGCAACCAGGACCUGUCCCCGUCGUGGCAACACAACAUGCCGGGUCGCUCCAAAUCUUUCAACAAGCACCAGAUCAACGGUAGCCCUGCUCAUUCAUCCGGCUCCCAGCCUUCUGCCACCACCGUUACUGCCAUCACGCAGGCUCCCAUCCUGCAGCCAGUGAAAAGCAUGCGUGUCCAGAAACCUGAACUACACACUGCUGUCGCUCCUACACACCCACCAUGGAUACAGCAGGUUACCCCAUCCCCGCCUGCACCCGCCUACCCCGAUCCCUCACCUGCUGUACCUCAGAUUGAAGUGCCCAGCUAUCAAGGCCCACCUCCACCGUAUCCUAAGCACCUUCUCCCCACGUCCUCCCCACCGGCAUAUGACUCUGCAGCCACAAAGCAUGGCACAGGCAGGGAGGAGGCUGCGGAGGAGAUCAGCAAUGGGGACAAGGCGGCGGAAAGCGCCGACAGCUCUGCGGUGACUGAGAAGGAGAGGAAGCAGAUCACUACGUCCCCCGUCCCAGUGCGUCGCAACAAGAAGGACGAGGAGCCCAGAGGGGAGUCGGGAAGAAUUAAUCUGUACUCCCCUCAGGCCUUCAAAUUCUUCAUGGAGCAGCAUGUGGAGAACAUCCUGAAGAAUCAUCAGAUGAGGAUCCGGAGGAGGAAGCAGCUAGAAAGUGAGAUGCAGAGGGUGGGUUUGACCUCAGAAGCUCAGGAGCAAAUGCGAAUGAUGCUCUGUCAGAAGGAAUCCAACUACAUCCGUCUUAAGCGUGCCAAAAUGGACAAGUCUAUGUUCAAACGGAUCAAGACGCUCGGCAUCGGAGCUUUUGGGGAGGUUUCCCUGGCGAGGAAAGAGGACACAGGGGCGCUGUACGCUAUGAAGACGCUUCGCAAGAAGGACGUGUUGCUGAGGAACCAAGUGGCUCACGUAAAGGCUGAGAGGGACAUCCUGGCCGAGGCUGACAACGAGUGGGUGGUGCGCCUUUACUACUCCUUCCAGGAUAAGGACAACUUGUACUUCGUCAUGGAGUACAUUCCAGGCGGUGACAUGAUGAGCCUCCUCAUUAGGCUCGGCAUCUUCCAGGAAGAGCUGGCUCAGUUCUACAUCGCAGAGCUCACCUGCGCUUUGGAGAGCGUGCACAAGAUGGGCUUCAUCCACAGAGACAUCAAGCCUGACAACAUCCUGAUAGACAGAGACGGACACAUAAAGCUGACGGACUUUGGCCUCUGCACUGGUUUCCGCUGGACCCACGACUCCAAGUAUUACCAGAGCGGGGAUCAUGUGAGGCAGGACAGCAUGGACUUCAGUAAGGAAUGGGAAGAUCCGGCCAACUGUCGCUGUUCCAAUCGCCUGAAACCCCUGGAGAGGAGGAAGGCCCGGCAGCACCAGCGUUGCCUGGCCCACUCCCUGGUGGGAACGCCUAACUAUAUUGCUCCAGAGGUUCUGCUCAGAACAGGAUACACCCAGCUGUGUGACUGGUGGAGUGUUGGUGUCAUCCUGUAUGAAAUGGUUGUUGGACAGCCUCCAUUCCUGGCAAACACACCCCUGGAGACGCAGAUGAAGGUGAUUAACUGGAAGAGCACGCUGCACAUCCCCCCUCAGUGCAAGCUCAGCCCAGAAGCCUCCGAUCUCAUAGUUAAACUGUGUCGCGGCCCAGAGGACCGCCUUGGGAAGAACGGCGCAGACGAGAUCAAAGCUCAUCCUUUCUUCAAGAGCGUCAACUUCUCCAGCGACCUACGACAGCAGGCGGCUCCCUACAUCCCCACCAUCGCUCACCCAACGGACACCUCCAACUUUGACCCCGUGGAGCCAGAAAAGCUGCGCAGAAGCGACGACGAGAGCAACCACAACGACACUCUGAGCGGUUGGUUCCGCAACGGGAAGCACCCCGAGCACGCCUUUUAUGAAUUCACCUUCCGGCGCUUCUUCGACGACAACGGACACCCCUACAGCUGCCCCAAACCCAUCGAGUACGAAGGCUGCGACGAGGACGAGGCGGAGAUGGACGGCACGGAUCAGGAGAAACAGGGCAGAGACCUGGUUUAUGUGUAGUUCCUUAUAAACAGAUCUUUUAACGUGAGUGAAGGGAGGUUGCAAGAUAAAGCAUUUAAAACCGUGAAAAUAGGAAGAAUAUGUCGGAGAAUUCGAACAAAGCAGCACAGUAGCAUUAAACCACAUUGAAAUGUACAAACGAAGAGCUAGCAGAACUUGAUCUCUAGAAAUGGAACUGACCUGGAGUCAGAAAAACUAAAAAGCAUGAUGACAGGAGGAAAGAUGUCUGAAAAGCUUUGAAAUGCCCAAUUAUUAACAGGUAAUUACAAGAGCCUCCAAACCUUAUAAAGAUAGUUUGUUGGCAUGGAAACCAGGACCCUCCUCAGUGUGGGACUAUUACGGCAGCUCGCGGUUAUACUUCACUAUCAGAGAGGUGUUUAAAAAUAAAUGAGAGGGAGCACAGUAAUUUAACAAGCUGUUUUUCCAAUACAACUGCUAGGCUGCAUUUUCUAUAAGGUGUUGACGCAUGUUUUAUAAAAGUGAGAGUGAGAGGCUUUAAGCAAAUAACAGGAAGGUUAAGGUAUUGCAGUGUUGCGCCGUUUGAUCUUUUAAAUAUUGGCUAGUGAAAAGCGUCAGGACUUUAAAUAUUACGGCAUUCUGUUAUUGAGAUAAAGGUAAACGAUACUACCAAGUAUUAAAUGAAUCACAGUUAUUGUUUGGCAAUAGUGUCACUUGAAGUAUUGAUAAACUGCAUUAAAUCAUAUUAAAUCUGUAUUGACAUUCUUGUGGCCCAACAUUAGCAGACAUGGUAAAAGUCAUAUUUUCAACCAUACUGAAUGUUUGCAAACAUUUAUUAAAAUUAAUUUCCCAGGAUGUAGAUACUUGCAGCUUUCAAUCUAUGUUUCUAUCAUCCAGCAGGAAGGCUUGAACAGAAUGCAGGUCCUAAAUCCUCUUAAAGUGGAAUCCAUUGGGCAUUAAUCAACGUUAGAAGGUGAAAGAUUAGCCAAAAAUUCUGAUUGGGUUUCAAAUCCUGAGAAAUUUACAUCAGUAAGAAGUAAUUGUAAAAUUUUAAACGAUGGAUUUUUGACUAACAGCUCUUAUUCUUGGUCUUGUCAGCAUCAUUUCUCAGUUUUGGAUGUUAUGUUUUUUUCCCCUCCAGUUCUGAUAGAAAUUAGUCCUUCGCUAAAACAGCAGUUAAUAGAUUUUUUCUCUCUCUUCCAAACCCAGUUUUGCGUGCAAAUGAAAAUAGUUGCUUAAUGGUUUGUUAAUUUUUAUUGAAUGAUUUUGUUCUCAUAAUAGGAUCAGAUAUGCUGUCUUCAGGCGAAACUAAUCACAAUCAUACAUCUUCCCAGUUUUUGAUGUAAAUAAUAUGCACUGUGAGUGUUGACUAACCCUUCGACAAGAAAACAGGAUUAAAAUGAUCAGGGUGCCAUUUUUUUUAUUGACAACUUAUCGCAACCGCCCCAUAGCGCUUUAAUUUAUUGACACUAGAGUAGAUGCUGCUUGAGUCUAUUAUUUGUCUUAAUUUAUAUUUUCAGUUGUUGCAAUGGGGGUGCUUAGAAUCAUGGCUCGUAUUAUUCACAGGGAUAAAUUGUUCUAAUCAGUUUUCAUUGCUGUGCCUUUUUUUUUUUUUUCACCAAAUAUUACAAGGGUUAAUAAUCAGUCUGGCAUUUUAAAACGUAGCAGUAGUUGAUUGUACUACAUUAGUUUUGUUUUUUAUUUUUCUAAUUUAUACUUAAAUGUAUUUAUAAAUUAAGUUGUACACCACGGAUGUAAAUAUUUUCUGUUCCCUUUGAACUCAUUUUUCCUCCCCUCCUUCUGGACAGACCCUGGUCUGUGUACCGCUGCUGUCUUUAGUCAUUAUGUACUUUUUAUUUCCGACACUAUUUUACUUUGACUAGGUUUAGUUAUUCUGCAAACCAAAGCACUAAACAAGGUUUUCCUCAUUUUUUUUUAAUGCUGUUUCUAGGUACCUAACAACUACAUCCUUUGGGCUCCUCACUGUGACUUUAGUAAAAUAAUAAAACACUAAAGUUACAUUAUUUUUUAAAUACAAAACUGUAUUCUUGAUCAUAAAUAUUACUUCCUUGCUGUACUUUUACUGUGUAGGAAUCUCUGAAUGUAGUUCUGGUUGAUUUAAUAAUGACCACUGUCAUUAUGCACUGGUUGUUUUGUAAUUGUUGAGAGAAAUUUAUUUUUGUGUACAUUUUUUGUUGUGGAAAUUUUUGGGAAGAGGGUAAUAAUAAAAAGAACUUUAGAGCUGAUCCGUUU
Molecule: messenger RNA, 5734 nt
Organism: Cyprinodon variegatus (sheepshead minnow)
Lineage: Eukaryota; Metazoa; Chordata; Actinopteri; Cyprinodontiformes; Cyprinodontidae
Gene: lats1
Product: large tumor suppressor kinase 1
Exons: 8
Coding region: 284-3523 (1079 amino acids)
Biological process (GO): peptidyl-serine phosphorylation; regulation of organ growth; hippo signaling
Molecular function (GO): protein serine/threonine kinase activity; ATP binding
Source: RefSeq, a predicted model, not a curated record